Messenger RNA from Arctia plantaginis, 924 nucleotides. The record is from the annotation of a GenBank genome assembly. Lineage: Eukaryota; Metazoa; Arthropoda; Insecta; Lepidoptera; Erebidae.
AUGAAAGCGUUCUUGGUAUUAGCUGCCGUCGCCGCGCUCGGCUCGGCUAGACCCGAGGCGGGAUACAGUUACAACGCGCCUGGAGGCGGCGGUUUGGGCGGACAUGGCGGCGGCCUUGGCGGUAUAAGCCUGGGAGGCGGUGGCGGUGGCGGACAUGGAGGAUUCUCCUCCGGCGGUCUGAGCUCCAGCAGCUUCGGUGGAUUCUCCUCCGGAGGCGGCUCUGGUUUCGGCGGCGGCUCCGGUUUCGGUGGAGGCUCCGGUUUCGGUGGAGGCUCUGGUUUCGGUGGAGGUGCUGGAUUCGGCGGCGGCUCUGGAUUCGGAGGCGGUUCCGGUUUCGGCGGCGGCGCCGGUUUCGGCGGUGGCGCUCUUAUCCAAAAGCACAUCUACGUCCACGUUCCUCCCCCAGAACCCGAAGAACAGCGCCCACAAAUCGUCAGCGGUGGUGGAAUACCCCAGAAACAUUACAAAAUUAUCUUCAUUAAGGCACCAGCUCCUCCCGCACCAGUUGCACCCAUCAUUCCUGCUCAAGCCCAGAACGAAGAGAAGACCCUUGUCUACGUAUUGGUCAAGAAACCCGACGAACAGCCCGAUAUCACCAUUCCCACUGCUGCUCCCACUCAACCCUCCAAACCAGAAGUUUACUUCAUCAAGUACAAGACCCAGAAGGAAAGUGGUGGUGCUGGUGGAAUUGGCGGUGGAAUCGGCGGUGGAAUCGGAGGUGGUAGCAUCGGUGGUGGUAUCUCUGGUGGCAGCAUUUCUGGUGGUUCCAUUGGUGGAAUCGGCGGUGGAAUCGGCGGCGGAAUCGGUGGUGGUCAUGGCAUUUCCGGCGGCAGCAUCUCCGGCGGUAGCAUCGGCGGUGGACACGGUGGAUCUGGUGGUGUCAGCACCUCAUACGGACCCCCUGGCCAAUCCGGCCCUUACUAA